CCCGGCCCCUCCUGACGGGUGCCCGCAUCAAGAUCACUCGCAGCUUCCUCAUCGGGGGCGCUCCCCGGGAACACACCGCUGCCAGCAGCGGCACCAGGAGCAACGACUACAACAGCAGCACCCACCAGCACCAGCACCAGCAGGACAAACCGGACGACCCUGCCGCCUCCCCCUCAGCCUCCCCCGCUACCGCUGCUGCUGCUGCUGCUGCUGGUGCCGCGGGGCGGGUGCGGCGGUCGCUGGCCGCCUCCUGGGCCGAGCUGCCGCUGCUGGACGUGGGGGUGGGAGUCAACCUGGAC
This is a messenger RNA of Astrephomene gubernaculifera, 299 nucleotides long. Lineage: Eukaryota; Viridiplantae; Chlorophyta; Chlorophyceae; Chlamydomonadales; Astrephomenaceae. The record is from the annotation of a GenBank genome assembly.